UAAGUGUUUAAAUUCAACGGGAGUUGGUUGUGUCGGGUUUCCACGGAGGGGAACGCUAUUAAAAUAUCUACAAACAUUAUCUUUAAUUGGGCUGAAUUUUGCGCCUGUGUGCGCGGGUUUUUUUUAUUCAGUGUCGCUUUUUUCCAAGUUGAUCACUGUUAUCAGUAUUGUUUAGUGCGGUUAGUGUUGUGAACGAAAAUGACUUCAGUGACGUGACAGUUCGAGAAAAAUCGCCAAUUCGCGAUUCGCGCUUGAAAAAUCGACAAAAAUGACACGUGCCACAUAAUAGUGAUGCGAUUAAAAGUAACUAUCGCAGUCCCGUUCAUCUUGAUUGCCGACGAUUAACCAAUAACCAAUAUAAUCAUCUCUGACCCCAUCGAUUUCUAAACGUGUUUUUCGGCGUUUCACUUUUUCCGAAUCGGAUUUUUAACGGUUUUUCUGUGUUCACAAACAGUGCGUUCGGGUUUUAGAGAACAUAAUUCUGUGUGACUGUGCUCUAAAAUUAUUGUGGAAAAGUGAUGCUGUGUGCCGUUUGAUUUUUCGAUUUUUCCGCUAAACCAGCGGCUACCCCGGGCCCCCACAAACCCUCAAAAUUACCCGAAUCCAGUCCCCAAAACCCACCCUGAGUUUCUCAGAUCCUUUCGGGCCUCCCACGUCGUCGGACGCGGGGGGCCCUUCCACCCCGCAGCCCGCCAUGACGACCCAGGAGGCCUUAGACCACCACCACCAUUUGGGGUCUCAGACCCCCCAUGACCCCAAUUCGGCAAACUCAACACCGACGAAUGUCUCUUCUAAAUCCGCUUUUAUCGAACUCCAGCAGCAUGGAUACGGUUUUAAGGGGGGUUACCAGCAUCCCCACCAUUUUGGGAGUCCUGGGGGUCAGCAGAACCCGCAUGAGGCCUCAGGGUUCCCUAGUCCGCGGUCGUUGGGGUAUCCUUUUCCUCCUAUGCAUCAGAAUACGUACGGGUAUCAUUUGGGGUCGUACGCGCCGCAGUGUUCGAGUCCGCCUAAAGAUGAAAAAUGCGGUCUAAGCGACGACCCCGGCCUCCGGGUGAAUGGUAAAGGCAAGAAGAUGAGGAAACCACGGACCAUAUACAGCAGUCUGCAGCUCCAGCAGUUGAAUAGAAGGUUCCAGAGGACGCAGUACCUCGCGCUGCCGGAGCGGGCCGAGCUGGCUGCUAGUUUAGGCCUCACGCAGACUCAGGUGAAGAUCUGGUUCCAAAACCGCCGCAGCAAAUACAAGAAGAUGAUGAAGGCCGCGCAGGUGGGGGCUCCGCCGCCGGGCCUAGGGCUCCCGCCCGCCAGCCCGCCCAGCAACAACCAAUUAUUACAUGGCGGCGGCGGCAGCUCGUCCGGCUCGCAGCACUCCCCCGGCGCGUACGCAGGCGCCGCGCAGGCGCACUCGCCCACCCCGAGCUCCACCCCCGUCUCUGAGCUGUCCCCAGGGCUAUCCCCCACGGGGACGCCAUGGGACGUGAAGCAGCCCCCACAGCCAAAUUGGGACGUUAAGCCAUCGGCAGGACGGUCGCCGGACGGUGCGUCGUGCGAUGUGAAACCACCUCAUCAGCAGUCGUGGGACCCGAGGGUCGGAUACGGCGCGCCGCCCGGCCCGUGGGACAUGAAAGGCGCGCACGCGCACGCGCUCCACCACCAGGGGGCGCCGCAGCCCCACCCCCCCUACGUGCCCCAGUACUCCUGGUACCAAACUGACGCAAACCCUGGACUUUUGACUCCGAUGCAGUUGCAGUAUUAUUCCAACUAUUGCUGACAGUAACUCAAGGACACAUCUGAUGAUGCUGAUAUUCAAUAAAUAGGGUAUGGCCUGCAGUGUAACAGCUCUCUGGCAUCGUAACUUCACGAUAGUGAAAUUCAAAAUGGCGCCCGCUACAAAAUGGCGGACUUACCUGUCAAGUUAAAAUGACAGCUAUGUCAUUUUUAACGCACACGAGCUGUAAAUGUGAAUUACUUGUAUCGGCACAACCAACUCUAUCUAUAAGAAAAUUAUUUAAUAAAAUCAACUAAACAUCAUUGUAAAUUUUUAUAAUUAACUAAAAAUAAGAUGUAAUUGUUAAAAAAAGGUUAUUUGUACAUGUUAUUGGGCAAUUGUGUUUUUACUACAAUUUUGCUUUUUGGUGUUUUUUAUUUAUUUUGUCUUACGUCAAAUAUAAGAAAUAAUAGUUCCUAUUAUCAAAUGCCAUUUUAUUUUGGAAAUAAAUAAAAACUUUUGUAAGUUUUUGAUGCUUUUAAAUAUCAAGCUAGAGAUUUAUUUUCGUAUUUGACGUUUGCAAAAGUGUCGAAAUUGUAGGAAAAAUACAAAAAUUGGAGAUGCGACAGAUGCUGAUGUGUCUUUAAUAAACCAUUCCAUUUUUAUUUCAUUCCCUCCAAGAAUAUACCAAGAAAUAAUUGUUUUUAAGAACACCCAAUUGAAAUGAAAUAUUGUCAUUUAAAACCAUCCUGCAUCAUGAAUAUUUGCAUAAUAUUUCACAGUAUAUGUAUUAAUAUUAUUUUUUACUUACUCUAAAUUGAGCAUUGAAAAAUUAUAUAGUCCUCCACUUUAAUGAAAAUGCUCGUAUUUUGAACAAAAAUGAGCUUUAAUACAUUUUUAUUUAUAUAAAGUAUCCAUGAACAAACGGCAUAACAAACCAGUCCUUUGUGAUAAAUAAUUUUAAGUUUUAUAGAACAAUAUUGUUUUGAUCUAAAAUUAAUUAAUUUAUUACAGUGUUUGUGCAAAAAUUGUGUUCUGAAUGCAACCUUUUUAUUUAAGCUAUAAAUUUUAUUUUUAAUUUCUACUGCAAUUUCAAUAUUUUAGUCUAUUCGAAACACUUUUACAAAUAUAUUUCACGCUAGAAUAAUAAAAAACUAUAUGUAUCAAAAAAUAAAAUCAUGUAGGUAAUUUCGAUUGCUCAAUUGUUUCAAUAUUUUUAUGCAAAAUACAUAUUUAUAUUUUUAAAUUAUCUGUUAGGCAAUUAUAUGUCGUAUAUAAAAAUUAAACAUGUACAUAAUAACGUUGAUGUGUUCUUAUAUUUUGAAAAUAUAAAUGUGUAUUUUAUAUUUUGAAUAGACUAAAAUAUUUAUUCUAUAUGGGACAUUACGGGGAGAAAUUGUAAAUAUAUUUUGUAUUAUAUAGAGAAAUGAAGUAUACAUAUAAAUAUAAGUAGAUAGUUUAAUUACUUUAUAACUAUUGUAUUAUAAGGAAAGUGGAUAAGAAAAAAAGUGAAUUAAUUUCUUUUGUCAAAAUAAAAAGAGUAAAAGGCU
Molecule: messenger RNA, 3255 nt
Organism: Cydia fagiglandana
Lineage: Eukaryota; Metazoa; Arthropoda; Insecta; Lepidoptera; Tortricidae
Gene: Dll
Product: homeotic protein distal-less
Exons: 9
Coding region: 695-1768 (357 amino acids)
Biological process (GO): regulation of transcription by RNA polymerase II
Molecular function (GO): DNA-binding transcription factor activity, RNA polymerase II-specific; RNA polymerase II cis-regulatory region sequence-specific DNA binding
Source: RefSeq, a predicted model, not a curated record